AUGGAUGUGAGAUUUUCUCAAAUUUCUUCAGAUUUAUCCACCCUCAAUACAAGGUUAGACAAUGAAAAAGUUGUUGAAGACUCUAGGUAUGAAUCUCUCAUGGCUAUCCUUACAAAAAUCUCUCUUCAAAAGGAGCUACAACAAGCUAUGGGUGCUAGCUCCACUACUGUUCAUGGAACAGUAAAUCUGUCUGGUACUGUUCACGGAACAGUAAAUCCCGCCGUUACUGUUCAUGGAUCAGUCAAUUCAGCAGGUAUUAUACUCAACCCUAGCUCUAUUCCUAGGGUAUCAACACCUGUUUCUCACGUUAUUUCACCCUCUCACACACCAAUCAGACACUCAGCAACUUUUUCCACCACAAACCCUCAUCCUACACCAACAAGAAACCUUACAACACCCAUUCCAUCACAUUUUCCACCUUAUCCUCCCAUCCCAUCCAUUUUAUCCUCCAUCCAGCCCUUCAAUAUACCUUUGUCCCAACCUAUUCCCUUUCACCAAAUUCCCCAACCAAUUUCCUAUCCAAAUCUGUCCCAUAUUCCACCUUUACCACCCAUGAGAACCCCAAAACUUGAACUCCCUAUGUUUGAUGGUGCUGAACCCCUUGAUUGGCUAUUUCAAGCGGAUCAAUUCUUUAAUUUUUAUAAUAUGCCCCCCGAAAAUCGUAUGUCAUUGAUUUCAUUUUACAUGAAGGGUGAUGCCUUAUCUUGGUUUAAAUGGAUGCAUCAAAGUCAUUUAUUAUCAGAUUGGUUUUCAUUUACCAAAGCUUUGGAAUUACGUUUUGGUCCGUCAACUUUUGAUAACCAUCAAGCUGAGUUAUUUAAAUUAAAACAGGAUGGUUCAGUGGUUGAUUAUCAAACAAAAUUUGAGAAGUUAGGAAACCAAGUUGUUGGGUUACCACCGGAUGCAAUUUUAAAUUGUUUUAUUUCUGGUUUAUCAAGUGAUAUUCGCAAUGAAAUGGCCAUUCAUAAACCUACCAGCAUUUCUCAAGCAAUCGGGUUAGCAAAACUCAUUGAAUCUAAAUUGAAAGACUCUAAACCAAAAUUCAAUAAACCAUUUGCAAGUCAGUACCUUAAACCUACUGCCUCCCCAGCCGGCCCAAUCCCAAAACCUCAAACAAGCCCAACAUUUCUUCCAUCCAGAACAAUCCCAAAACUUCAAACAAACCCAACACCUUCUAAAUUUCCCAUCAAACGUCUUAGUCAGGCUCAACUACAAGAAAGAAGAGCCCAAGGGCUUUGCUUUAAUUGUGAUGAUAAAUUUGUAACCGGUCAUAAGUGUUCUACCAGCAGAUUUUUGUUAUUAAUGGCAGAAGAAGACCCUAUUGAUGAUCAACUUAAUGCUACUGAAUUUGCAGAAAUUGAAAGUGAACCAGAAUUGCAAGACACUUAUUUUCAGCUUUCUACUCAAGCAUUAACGGGUCAAUUUUCACCACAGACCCUAAAAUACAAAGGAUUCAUAAAGGGUUUUCCCGUUUCUGUCUUGAUUGAUACAGGAAGCACACAUAAUAUCAUGCAACCACGCAUAGCUCACCACCUAAAUCUCACGGCUACACCUAUUACUCAGUUUUUAGUUAUGGCUAAUUUCUCAAUCCCAUCUAUCACUUUUAACCAUAAUAACCAGCCUAUGACCCUAACAGGAGACCCUAAAUCACUCCCUACUUCAACCACCUUCCACCAAUUCCGCCAGCUUGUUCACACAGAUGCAAUUGCAUCCUUACACCUAAUGUUUCUCCAACCUAUGGAUUCUAACCCACCUCCCAACAACAUUACCAAUCUGCAAGUAGACAAUUCUUCCUCCGAACUUCCUGUUGAAAUUUCACACCUUUUACAGCGCUAUAACCCAAUUUUCCAGCAACCAAAAGGCCUUCCCCCAAACCUCCCCCAUGACCACCACAUUACUUUAAUCCCUCAUACACCCCCGGUUAACGUCAAACCAUAUAGAUACCCUCACUCACAAAAGGAUGCAAUGACUAAACUUAUCCAAGAGAUAGCACUCAAUGCUGUUACAGUCAAAGACAGAUUUCCCAUACCCACUAUAGACGAACUGCUAGAUGAACUUAAUAUUGCUACCAUUUUUUCCAAGUUAGAUUUACGCUCAGGCUAUCACCAGAUCCGCGUUGCAUCGGAAGAUACAUAUAAAACAGCUUUUCGCACUUUUGAUGGGCACUAUGAGUUUCUCCUUUCUAAGUGUGUGUUUGCAGCAGCGCAAAUAGAUUACUUAGGCCAUGUAAUUUCAGCAAGCAAUGUUGCACCUGAUCCAGAGAAGAUAAAAGCUAUAGUGGACUGGCCACAACCACGUUCGCUCACGACUCUCCGUGGUUUUUUAGGUCUCACCGGAUUCUAUAGACGAUUUGUUCGAAACUACGCCACUCUCGCCGCUCCUCUCACUGAUUUACUGCGUUCCACUAUAUUUUCAUGGAGUACUGAGGCACAGUUGGCCUUUACAACAUUAAAGCACAAGAUGACCGACAUGCCGGUUCUUGCCUUGCCAGAUUUUACACAGAUUUUUACAAUUGAAACAGACGCAUCUGGAGUUGCCAUUGGUGUUGUUCUCUCUCAAGCUGGCCAUCCUAUUGCUUUCUUCAGCAAGAAACUAUGUCCCAGAAUGCAACAAGCUUCCGCCUAUGUGAGGGAAAUGUACGCUAUUACAGAAUCAAUCAAGAAAUGGCGCCAGUACCUAGUAGGCCAACACUUUCACAUUUAUACAGACCAGAAGAGUUUAAAGAGUUUAAUACUUCAGAAGAUUCAGACACCAGAACAACAAAAGUGGACAUCAAAAUUACAAGGAUUUAAUUUUGAUGUAUUUUACAAACCUGGUCGUUCUAAUCUGGUUGCCGAUGCACUCAGCAGACAAUUUCCCUCUGAUGCUUCUUUACCUUUAAUAGUAUCUUCUCCAGUUCCAGACAUUCUACACAAGCUUCAACAAUUUUAUGCGACUACAAUAGAGGGACAACAUUUAAUGAGACAGAAUCAAGAUGCACUUCACACAACAGCAGGGUACAGAAUCAAAAGAGGCCUCUUAUACUACAAAGAUAAAUUGUUUGUACCUAACCUGUUUGGAUUUAGGGAUGGAAUCUUUCAUGAGUAUCACAGUACUUCGACUUCUAGUCACUCCGGAGUGAAAGCGACAGUUUCCCGAAUCUCCAAUUCUUUUGCUUGGCCUGGCCUGUAUGGGGAAGUCAAACAAUUUGUUAAACAUUGUUCUACAUGCCAGCAUAACAAAUAUAUCACUCAGAAAAAAGGAUUGUUACAACCUUUGCCGAUCCCUCAUCAGGUGUGGGAAGAUCUGACCAUGGAUUUUGUCAUACACUUGCCAAACUCUUUUGGCCACACGGUUAUUUGGGUUAUCUGUGACCGCCUCAGUAAGUUUGUUCAUUUUCUCGCACUACCAACCAAAUUCACUGCAAAGGAUCUAGCAUCUCGUUUUGCUGUUGAAAUUUUUCGCUUGCAUGGUACACCCAGAUCUAUCGUUUCUGACCGCGAUCCCCUGUUCCUCAGCACUUUCUGGAAAACAUUUUUUAAGGUUCAUGGAACUUCGUUAAACUACAGCACUGCAUACCAUCCAGAAACGGACAGACAGACGAAAGUAGUUAACAGAUCUUUAGAGAUGUAG
Vicia villosa (hairy vetch) is the source of this 3612-nucleotide messenger RNA. RefSeq lists its product as uncharacterized. Gene Ontology annotation, biological process: DNA integration; proteolysis. Lineage: Eukaryota; Viridiplantae; Streptophyta; Magnoliopsida; Fabales; Fabaceae. The transcript is spliced from 4 exons. The coding region runs from base 1 to 3612 and encodes 1203 amino acids. Gene Ontology annotation, molecular function: nucleic acid binding; aspartic-type endopeptidase activity. The record is from RefSeq and is a predicted model, not a curated record.